Messenger RNA from Stegodyphus dumicola, 387 nucleotides. Its product is annotated as holotricin-3-like. The record is from RefSeq and is a predicted model, not a curated record. NCBI's taxonomy places the organism in Eukaryota, Metazoa, Arthropoda, Arachnida, Araneae, Eresidae.
AUGAUCCAUCAUUAUGUCACUAGUACUCCAGUAUUUCUCUGCGUUCCUGAUGAGUCAACUUAUCGGCCAAAUGUAAGCAACAGAAGGCAUAAUAUACUGGACUUCUUUAUCAGCACUAUACAAUUCAGUGAUGAUGUCCGUGGUGAUGGUGGUGCCCAUGGUGAUGGUGGUGUCCGUGAUGAUGGUGGUGAUCAUGUCCAUGAUGAUGGUGAUGAUUAUGGUGAUGAUCGUGGUGGUGGUCGUGGUGGUGGUCGUGAUGGUGGUCAUGGUGGUGGUCGUGGUGGUGGUCGUGAUGAUGAUCAUGGUGAUGAUCAUGUCCGUGAUGGUGAUCGUGGUGUCCGUGGUGGUGGUGAUGGUGGCGUGCUUCCACCUCUGGGACUGGAUUAG